Messenger RNA from Piliocolobus tephrosceles (Ugandan red Colobus), 3079 nucleotides. RefSeq names its product zinc finger protein 701-like. The record is from RefSeq and is a predicted model, not a curated record. Lineage: Eukaryota; Metazoa; Chordata; Mammalia; Primates; Cercopithecidae. The transcript has 6 exons. Gene Ontology annotation, molecular function: DNA-binding transcription activator activity, RNA polymerase II-specific; RNA polymerase II cis-regulatory region sequence-specific DNA binding. Gene Ontology annotation, biological process: regulation of transcription by RNA polymerase II. Gene Ontology annotation, cellular component: nucleus.
AAUUAAAAGAGACGAGGAAGGGGAGCCCUGCGGGAGGUGUGACUUUGUCGCCCAGGCUGGCCUGGACCCCCAGGCUCAGCGAUCCUCCCGCCUCUGGGUCCUCAGGCUCCUGCCCACCGGGCCGCAUCCCUGCUGUGUUUAAGCAGCAGGUGGUGACCUCACUCCUCCCUGGCCUGAGCCCUCCAUCGCGCAUCCCAUGCAGGGGUCCUUGGGAAGUCUCUGAAGCUGAGCACAGAGAAUGGAGAGUAGAAAGGGAGAGGAUUUCUAUUCUGUUCUCUGGGCCUUCCGCAUGAAAUUGUACGUUCUGCCCAGGCAGGGCUUUGCAUUUCACAUUCUAGUUUGCAUCCCCGUUCCAGACAAUUCCAGGGCUUUUGAAUCUUGCUUCAGCCUUCCUGACCUCUCUCGCACCCAAAGUCCCAAAAACAGUCGCUGGGAGCCAGCCUGAGGGACCUGUUCCGCCUCGGCCCCGCCCUCUGCUGGUUCUAAAGGACAAGGUCUCUCUGCCUGGGGCCCCACCUCUACUUUGCUCAGGCCCAGCCCACUUUCUCGUUGGCUCCACCCAGGCCUGGCUUUAGUCCUGUGCGCACAGGUGCGCGCAGACCAGGAAGCGGAUCCCGUGGAGUGAAAAUCGCGCCGCGGCGGAUUGACUUCUAAAGACUCUUGGUAGGUGAGGAAAAACCACGGAAGAGGAAAGCAGAGGAGUCAGGGAUGGCUGUUCCUCAGGGUCUACUGACAUUCAGGGAUGUGGCCAUAGAAUUCUCUCAGGAGGAGUGGAAAUGCCUGGACCCUGCUCAGAGGACUCUGUACAGAGACGUGAUGUUGGAGAAUUAUAGGAACCUGGUCUCCCUGGCUACCUCUUCCAAAUGUGUGAUGAAGAUGUUCUCAUCAACAGGGCAAGGCAAUACAGAAGUGAUCCACACAGGGACAUUGCAAAGACAUGCAAGUCAUCCCAUUGGAGAUAUUUGCUUCCAGGAAAUUGGGAAAGAUAUUCAUGACGUUGUGUUUCAGUGGAAAGAAAAUGAAACAAAUGGCCAUGAAGCACCCAUGCGAAAAAUAAAAAUGUUGACGAGUAGUACAGACCGAUAUGAUCAAAGACAUGCUGGAAACAAGCCUAUGAAAGAUCAGCUUGGAUCAAGCUUUCAUUCACAUCUGCCUGAACUGCACAUAUUUCAGCCUGAAGGGAAAAUUGGCAAUCAAGUUGAGAAGCCUAUCAAUGAUGCUUUCUCAGUUUCAGCAUCCCAAAGAAUUUACUGUAGGCCGAAAACCCAUAUUUCUAACAAAUAUGGGAAGAAUUUCCUUCAUUCUUCAUUACUCACAGAAAAACAGGAAAUACACAUGAGAGAAAAAUCUUUCCAAUGUAAUGAGAGUGGCAAAGCCUUUAAUCGUAGCUCACUCUUUAAAAAACAUCAGAUAAUCCAUUUAGGAGACAAACAAUAUAAGUGUGAUGUAUGUGGCAAGCUCUUUAAUCAGAAGCGAUACCUCGCAUGCCAUAGAUGUCAUAUUGGUGAGAAACCUUACAAGUGUAAUGAAUGUGGCAAGACCUUCAGUCACAAUUCAGUCCUCUUAGUUCACAAGGUAAUUCAUACUGGAGAGAAACCUUACACGUGUAAUGAGUGUGGCAAGGCUUUUAAUCAACAAUCAAACCUUACGCGUCAUCAUAGACUUCAUACUGGAGAGAAACCUUACAAAUGUGAAGAAUGUGACAAAGUUUUCAGUCGCAAAUCACAUCUUGAAAGACAUAGGAGAAUUCACACUGGAGAGAAACCAUACAAAUGUAAGGUUUGUAACAAGGCUUUCAGACGUGAUUCACACCUGGCACAACAUGCUGUAAUUCACACUGGAGAGAAACCUUACAAGUGUAAUGAAUGUGGCAAGGUUUUUAAUCAAAAAGCAAACCUUGAAUGUCAUCGUAGAAUUCAUACUGGAAAGAAAUCUUAUAAGCAGAAGCCUUACAAAUGUGAAGAAUGUGACAAAGCUUUCAAUUUCAAUUCACUCCUUGAAAUACAUAGGAGAGUUCAUACUGGAGAGAAACCAUAGAAGUGUAAGGUUUGUGACAAGGCUUUUGGGUGUGAGUCACAUCUGGCACAACAUACUGGAAUUCACACUGGAAAGGAACUGUACAAGUGUAAUGAGUGUGGCAAAGCCUUUAGUGGUCAACAUCAUUCACACCUUGCAGUUUAUGGGCGAUCCUAUACAGGAGAGAAACCUUACAAAUGUGAUGACUGUGGCAAGGUCUUCAGUCAAGUUUUAUCUUUUGCAAAACAUAGGAGAAUUCAUACAGGAGAGAAAGCUCACAACUAUGAUGAUUGUGGCAUAGUCUUUACUUCACAUUCACACCUCAUUAGAUAUCAGAGGAUCCAUACUGGACAGAAAGCUUACAAAUGUCAUAUGUGUGACAAGGUCUUCAGUCCGAGGUUACUCCUUACAGAAUAUCAGAACGUUCAUUUUUGAGGUAAUAGUUACAAAUGCAAUGAGCAUAGCAAACCAUCAAGGAUUAAUUGACAGUAGAGUCAAUUCAGCAUUACUUGAGUUUGAGUUGACUUAAAACAUUGAGUUCAAGCAUUAAUUGACAUUAAAGUGUUUAUAUUAAGAGGAUUGGGCCAGGUGCGAUGGCUCACGCCUGUAAUCCCAGGACUUGAGGAGCCCGAGGUGGGUAGAUCACUUGAGAUCAUGUGUUUGAGACCAGCCUAGCCAACAGACGUGAGUCACUUUUCCCAGCCUGCUUUUUUUUCCUUUAACAAAAACCGAUAGGGAUUUUUAUGAGUAUUGUGUUGAAUCUGGAUCACACUGAGUUACAUAAUCAUUUAGCAAUAUUAAUUUUUCCAAACCAUCAUUAUGAGUUGUAUCUCUGUAUAUGUUUUUAAUCAUUUUGGUCAAUGUUUGUAGAUUUCAAGGUACAAAAUUCUCAGUUUUUAACGUUUAUUCCUAAGUAUUUCUUAAAGAUCUCUAGCAAAUGAAAGUGUUUUUUAAGAUCCCCAGCAAAUGGAAGUGUUUUUUAAUUUUCGUUUAAAAGUAUUUAUUGUUGCUGGGUGCGGUGGCUCAAGCCUGUAAUCCCAGCACUUUGGGAGGCCGAGACGGG